This is a messenger RNA of Seminavis robusta, 6517 nucleotides long. The record is from the annotation of a GenBank genome assembly. NCBI's taxonomy places the organism in Eukaryota, Bacillariophyta, Bacillariophyceae, Naviculales, Naviculaceae.
UGCCUAUUGCAUCGGAGUGUUCUUGAAAGAGGUACCAGGUACCAGCCCCUGGCAGAGAUUCCGAAGUUCACAACCCCGUCCCCGGUGCUACAUGUACUGUGGCUCCCAGCCAGCUCUGGCCGGCUACUACGAAAGCCGAAAGCGUUGAUGCCAAGCACCAGCUAGCUAGUGUCGUAUGAGCUGUCGUAUGCAUACUUGGCUUUGCUACCCUCCGGAACAACCUCCUCUUUCUAGUAGUAAUAGCAUGAGAACACUCAAGAUUCAAGAUCUCAUUGUUUUUAACGAAACGUGUGUUCAUCAUAAAUCUUUGGCUUGAUGCAAAUAUUGCUGUCAGUACCAGGUACCAGUACCGGACACUUUUCGCGAGGCUCGACUGUUCGCAUUGUCCUGCGAAGAUACCUUUCCAUGAAGCAAGUAAUAAGAUUGCCUUCGCGACGGCUUCACCGCCAACCACCAAGCACAUCAAUGCCAAGCAAUUGCGAUCUUGCCAUCCAAUUGAAGAGGACGAUGGGAACUCUAUCCAUCAGCUCGAUCAUGAUUCGCUUUGUCGCGGUUGGCUGAGCCAAUCCAAUCAAUCUAAACCGGGCGAAUCCAGUUCUGUUCCCAAGGAAGCUGGCACCCGAACUCCAACAAGCAAUCCAACCCAUCCGUUUCUCUCUCCCACUAUAAUACAGACGCAGCAUCGGCGAAAACAAAGAAAAGAAAGAAAAUAAUUGGCAAAGUGGGUCACUCGAUUAAAUAAAUAAAAAGCGCCCAGAAACAAUCAUCAGAUCAGGAAUCAAAGGAUAAGGAAGGCAAAAGUUUCAUAUUUUCAACUGGGCGAAAGUUGCAAAAUCGAAUAAAGUUGAAAAGAGCAUUGGCAAAGACAACCAUGGCGACUGAUUCUGCCAAGGCGGAUGCUAUCAAGCCUCCAGAAAUGAAAUGCGUGGAUGGCAACUGGGCAGUCGCCCAUGCAACUUAUCGCAUGAACGACUGUGCCUACAUCUUCCCAAUCACUCCCAGUAGUCCGAUGGGAGAAGAAGUGGAUGAUUGGGCGGCUCACCACAAAAAGAACUUGUGGGGCCAAGAUCUCCGUGUCAUUGAAAUGCAAAGUGAAGGUGGUGCGGCUGGAGCUUUGCAUGGAGCCCUCGUUAGUGGAUCCUGCGCUACCACUUACACGGCUUCCCAAGGGUUGCUGCUUUACAUCCCCAAUCUGUACAAGAUUGCCGGAGAGCUACUUCCUACCGUCAUUCAUGUAGCCUCCAGGGCGCUCGCCGGAGAGGCACUCAGUAUCUAUGGAGAUCACUCUGAUACCAUGCUGGUCCGAGGAUGCGGGCUCGCCAUGAUCAGCUCUUUCAGCGUUCAAGAGGCGCAUGAUAUGGCUGUCAUCACACAGAUGGCGACCUUCACUUCAAGGGUCCCCUUUUUGCAUUUCAUGGAUGGGUUCCGUACCUCGCAUGAAAUUAACAAGAUUGCUCUUGUCAGCGAUGAGCAGUUGCGCAAACUAUUGCCUUGGAAGCAGAUCGAAGAGCACCGUCAAAGGGCCUUGUCGCCUAUGCAUCCCACGCAACGUGGCACGGCACAAGCUCCAGACGUCUUCAUGCAAAUGGUGGAAAGCAGCAACCAGCACUAUCAGGACGUGGACAAGCACUUCAUCAAGGCCUUGGAAGACUUCAAGAACGUCACUGGGAGAGACUACAAGCCAUUCGAAUACCAAUACUAUGGAACUUCUGCACCUCGCGUGGCCAUCAUUACGAUGGGAUCGUCCGUGGCUGUGGUCAACAGCACUCUCAAAGCCACAAAGAACGAACAGGCUUGUCUCAUUGGUGUACGCAUGUUCCGUCCAUGGAAUGCUGACAUGUUUGUGAAGGCUAUUCCAGAAAGUGUCCAACGAAUUGCUGUCUUGGAUCGCACACGAGAAGGUGGAGCCCAAGGCGAACCCUUGUACUUGGAUGUGUGUACCUCCCUUAUGCAGCAGGGACGCGGCAGCCUAUUCGUGGCCGGUGGUCGCUACGGGCUCGGAAGCAAGGACUUCACCCCUCGAAUGGUUAUGGCCGUCGUUCAAAACAUGUUGCGCAAGAACACAAACGACAUACAACGACCCUUUACGGUCGGGAUCACCGAUGAUGUAACAAACCUCAGCUUGACCAUGGGAAGGCACGUCAACAUCUUUGAAACCAAAGCGGAUGACAGCAGUAAUGUUACACAGUGUGUCUUCUGGGGGUUUGGUUCUGAUGGUACUGUUGGCGGAAACAAGGAGGCCAUCAAGAUCAUUGGCAACUACCACGAGAAGAUGUCGGUUCAAGGUUACUUCGAGUACGAUGCCAAGAAAAGCAGCGGUUGGACAAUGAGCCACUUGAGAUUCUCACCCGAGGUCAAGAUUGAAGCCCCUUUCCGUGUCGAAGAGAGUCAAGCCGGAUAUGUUGCUUGUCACAAUGAGUCAUACGUUCAAAAGAACAAGUUCGAUGUUGUCAAGUUCUUGAAGCGAAGAGGAACCUUCUUCUUGAACACAACUGUUGCCUCGCUGCCCGACCCAGAAGAGCGCUUGAAGGCACUCGAGGCAUUGGUCGAUCCUAAGUUGCUGCGACAAUUGGCGCUCAAGAACGUGCAAUUCUACAUCAUGGAUGCCGCAAGCUUGGCAGCCAGGUUUGGGUUGGCAGGACGCAUCAAUAUGAUAUGCAUGUGUGCAUUCUUCCGUUUAAGCGGUGUCCUCCCGCUGGAUGACGCAGUAGCCCUAUUGAAGGCUGCCAUUAAGAAGAAUUAUUCCUACAAGGGAGACGCAGUCGUCAAGCAGAACAUUGACUUGUUGGAUGCAGUUGUUUCGGAUCCCAAGUACAUGCUACAGGUGGAGAUCCCUGCGUCGUGGCGAAGCCUCACGCCCUCCGACAAGGAGCCAUCGUACAAGAAGAGGCACAUCACUUUGAUGGAGGACGAGAAGACAAGGAAGUUUCUGGAUGACAUUUCAGAACCAGUGACACGGCUUAACGGUGAUGACAUACCAGUGUCCAAGUUCCUCGAGAACAAUUUGUUGGGCGGUGUCAUGAUUCCUGGUACCUCCAAGUACGAGAAGCGAAACCCUAAUCCCAGUGGACUCAUCCCUGAGUGGGAUCAAAGCUCUUGCACGCAGUGUAAUCAAUGCAUCUUUGUGUGUCCUCAUGCUGCCAUUCGUCCUUUCGUGGUCACAAAAGAGGAAGUCGCUGCAGCUCCGUUUCCAAAGGAGUUUGAAGUGGUCAAAGCGAUUGGCUCCGAGUUUGCGGGGAAGAAAUACGCCAUCCGCGUUUCCCCAUUGGACUGCACCGGAUGCAAUGCCUGCGUGGAGGCGUGCCCCGAGAACCCCAAGGCUCUGAAGAUGGAGAGCAUUGACAAGGACUUUGAGAGUAACAAAAAGAACUGGGAUUACGCUUACGAGCUGCCUGACCGUGGUGACCUUACGACCAAGCUGACCGUGAGAGGAUCCCAAUUCCAGACUCCCCUGAUGGAAUUCUCUGGGGCCUGCGCUGGUUGUGGAGAAACGCCGUACUUCAAACUUUUGACUCAGCUAUUCGGCGAGCGCAUGGUCAUUGCCAAUGCCACUGGAUGCAGCACGAUUUGGGGUGGUAGCUUUCCUUCGAACCCUUACACUAUGUCGAAGAAGACGGGACGCGGCCCUGCUUGGGCUAACUCCCUUUUCGAAGACAAUGCAGAGUUUGGGCUUGGCAUGUUCACGGCCAUGAAGCACCGCCGUGCCAGGCUUGUGGAUCUGGUACAAGACUAUGUACACAAACUGGAUCUCUUACCUGAGGGUGAAAAGAGUGAAGACGAGAAGUCUUUGGAGUCACUUCUUGUUGAUUGGCUCGAAGUCAAGGACGAAAAGAGCGACAAGCCAACAUUGGUCUAUGACAAGAUGAAGCCAUACUUCAAGGCUCUGUGUCCGGACGAUAGUGGCCGCGGAGAAUCAAAGGACGAAUCUGACAUGAUGUGCAGGCAGGACAAGGAUGCCCUCCUCCACAAGAUUUGGUCUGAUCGUGACAUGUUCCCGAAAAUCUCCCAGUGGAUCACUGGCGGUGAUGGCUGGGCGUAUGACAUUGGCUUCGGCGGUUUGGAUCACAUUCAGGCAUUCGAGGCGAAUGAUGUAAAUGUCUUGGUGGUGGAUACGGAAAUGUACUCCAACACUGGAGGACAGGCUUCUAAGUCCACUCCUGCUGGGGCAACCGUCAAGUUCGCAUCUGGUGGAAAGACACAGCGCAAGAAGAACAUCGGAGAGAUUUUCAUGACUUAUGAACAUGUAUACGUGGCCUCGGUCGCGAUCCACAAUCAAGCGCAGGUCUUGCAAGCCUUCUUGGAAGCCGACAAGCACGAUGGACCCUCCAUCAUCGUUGCAUAUGCUCCUUGCAUCCAGCACGGAGUCAGGCCCCAGGGUUUGAACGACAUGAUUGACGAGAGCAAGUUUGCAGUGGACAGUGGAUACUGGCCGCUCUACCGCUACAAUCCGGAGCUCAUCAAGGACGCCAAGAACCCUUUUGUCUUGGACAGCAAGAAGCUGCGCAAGGACGUGACUGCCUUCUUGCAGCGUGAGUCAAGAUUCUUGAACCUGAAGAAGAACUAUCCUGAAAUCGCUGGGGAUCUCUUUGCCAAGAUGAACAGUGACGUCCAUCACCGUAUGGACCACUUGCGUCAACUCGCCGAGGGAUACAAGGAUUUUGAUCACCCAGACGAUGCCGCUGUCAAGGUAUUGUACGCAUCUGAAACUGGAACUGCAGCUCGUGUCGCCCGCGAUUUUGCCGAUGCUUGUACAUUGUCCCACAAUGCCGAUGCCAUGGACGAUGUCGAGUUGAGUGACAUUGAUGGCAAGACAGUCGUCUUCGUCAUUGCCACUUGCGGUCAAGGCGCUAUGCCUCAGAACGGAAAGAACUUUCACAAGGAACUGUGCAGUCGCACCGAACCAUUCGGAGAGGGCACACGCUUCAUGGUGAUGGGACUUGGUGACUCGUCAUACUUCUUCUACUGCAAAGCGGCGAAGGAUGUGGAGACCCAGAUGCUCAAGCUUGGUGCCAAAAAGAUGCUCGAGAUGGGCUGCGGCGAUGACUCGGAGGAAGAGGGUAUGGAAGCUGGUCUGCAUAGCUGGCUUGACCAGGUUUGGCCGGCAUUGGAAGUUCCUCCCCCCGAAGAAGUUCCUCACAUCACCCCUGUGAAAGUUGCCUUCUCCCAGCGUGCAGUGGCCAACGCCGACGUGGACAAGCACUCUUUGGAGCAGUACUUCUACUCCGAUGCGAUCAAGGCGGUGAGUGUUCCGAUUCUGAGCAACAAGAAGAUGUGCAGCGAAGAUUACAACCGAGACUUCCGUACCAUCCGCAUCAGCUGUUCCGGAAGCAACAGGACUCUGUCUUACCAGCUCGGAGAUGCUCUUGAAAUCUUUCCUAGCAACGACCCGACCAAGGUGUCAGAUUUCCUGCACGCGUACACUCAUGACUACGACGAGCGCACCGUCGUGAGCCUUCAUGCGUUUGGAAUUGACGGUGAGAUUUCGCUUGGAGCUCUCUUCACGAACGUCCUGGAUUUGUUUUGCAAGCCUUCCAUGCAUUUUAUGCAGCAGUUGGCCACUUUCGAGACCAGCGAAGAUGAGAAGAAGAUCAUGUUAGACCCUUCAUUCCUCAAGACCGCAAGCAAGGAAACCGGCAUUACAGUUGCGGAUGCGCUGCUGCGCUUCAGAAAGGCGUGUCCCCCACUACCAGCUCUGCUGUCCAUCAUUCCAACAAUCAAGCCACGUGCAUAUUCGAUUGCCAGUGCCCCGCAAGCCUCGACGAAUGUGAUUGAGCUACUUGUGUUGAUUGAUACUUGGUGGUGCGACGAAGGGCUGAGGUACGGUCUCAAUUGCGAUAUGCUGCGUCAAACAGUUGAAGGCGACCAUCUGUGGUGUCGCAUGAAGGCCGGUUCUAUGGAUCCUCCCGAGCCAGACCAGCCUGUGAUUUGUGCUGGUAUCGGCAGUGGUUUGGCACCGCACAUGGCGUUUUUGCGCGACCAUGUUCGUGCUGCUGAGGCAGGCGAAGAGGUGGCUCCGUUCUCCUUGUACUUUGGCAACCGCAAGCGCGCUGAAGAGUACCUUUAUCAGACAGAGCUCGAGGAGUAUGAGAAGAAGUACGAGUGGUUCAAGCUUCACUCUGCGUUCAGUCGGGACGAUCCCAACAAGAAGGUCUACGUCCAGGACCUUGUGGCGAAAACGGAUGAUGCGAGACUGUUGUUGCGAGACCGCCCUGGAAUGCUUUACAUUUGUGGCAAUCGCAACCUUCCCAAGCCGAUGCAGGACGCGUUGGUCCAGUCGUUUUCGAAGCACAGCGACGACAAGGAAGAGAUUGCAAAGGCCACCACGGAUAUGGAAGACAUGUACAUCCAUGGUCGCGCCCAGCAGGAGGUCUGGUAAAGACAUCCACGUGGUCUCCUGACAAUGGAAUUCACGUAGUUUGCCUGCAUGAUUCAUCAUUCGAUGCAUCAUUCAUCAUUCGUUAGUUACUCUUUUAAAAAAAAAAAAUCAUACUAUAAUAGUAAUUCGUCGCGAACAAAU